Molecule: messenger RNA, 5215 nt
Organism: Pseudoliparis swirei
Lineage: Eukaryota; Metazoa; Chordata; Actinopteri; Perciformes; Liparidae
Product: arf-GAP with GTPase, ANK repeat and PH domain-containing protein 1-like
Exons: 20
Coding region: 127-3804 (1225 amino acids)
Cellular component (GO): nucleus
Molecular function (GO): protein binding; GTPase activator activity; GTP binding
Source: RefSeq, a predicted model, not a curated record
AAAACGAAGGCAUGAUAUGAACAAAAGACAAGACGCACUCUGUCCUGUUCUGGUUGCCAUGACCGAGGUGUGCAGGCCUGGCUUGGUCAGAGAGCAGGUGCCACUUUGCUGAAGUCUGCUGUCCCAAUGAGCAAGGCAGGCAACCCACAGAGACGCACCACCUACCUCAUUUCCCUCACUCUGGUGAAGGUUGAGGCUGUGCCAGAGGAUGUAGCAGAGAACCAGAGAGAGGCUCUUCCAGAGGGGGAAGGGAGCCCUAAGAAGGAGGAGGAGGAGGAGGAGGUGAGCAAUGCCCCUGAAAAGGAUGAAGAACCUGUAUGUAUACAAGUGGGUGAAAUCGAAAACACACUGGUGGGAGAAGAAGUGGAACAGGUGCAGUAUUGCAAGUAUGGCAGCCCCAUUGAAAACUGGGGAAAGCCUGAGAGGAGAGAAAAUCAUGGACACCAAAAAGACAUUGUAUCAGUUGGUCAAAGCAAAGACACUUCUUUUGUGCAUCCCCCUGCAAGGCAAAUGGUCAAAGUGUAUGGAGGACCCUCUGAGGGCGCUGUACGCAGAGAGGGGCCUCGCUCGGAGGCCAUGCGCCCCAAGACGGAGCUCUACCGAGAGCCUCCCAUGCUGUUCCUAAAAGGCGAAAAUGGAGCAGACCUGAACAUUCGAUCACGUUGCAGCCUCCCUUUUUCCAUCCCACCGCAGGUCAGCCAGCGUCCGGAAGUCCUGAUGAGGUCACAUGCAGGAGGCAACUCUGCAUGCUGGAGGGAACUCAGAGAGGCCAAUACAGGCCUGUAUCACUCUGCUAGGACUUUGGAUCGAAGGGAUAACCGCUUCGGGGACCAGUCCCCCUCAAUGGCAGCUACAACUCUGGGGCCUUACAGGGCGUCAUGGGCCGACAGCGACGGCAGGGGCACGCUCAUUCGCCCCGGAGCUCCCAUCAGCGGAGGGUUUUCAGGCAUAAUGGCCAUGGACAGCCCUCAGGGGGAGAGAUUUAAGACUGUCUCUGUUUCCUUGCCUGCACCUCCUGCCAUUGACGUGUACAGGUCUCAAAGAAAAGGUACAAAUCGUACCCUGGACAACAGCGACCUAAAUUCCCUCUCUGAGGACCUGAAGAAGGGCAAGGAAGGCCAGGGAGGAACAAUCCAGCGCGCUCCUCCCCGUGACAGAAAGAUGCUCAAGUUCAUUAGUGGCAUUUUCACUAAAAGCACAGCAGUGCCCGCCAGCGUCAGCACCACACCUCCGCUCUACCCUGCAGUGGAAAGGGGCUCGAGUGAGGAGGAAGCUGCAUGCACCAGCAGUCAUGAAUGGACCCUGAACCAAACUGUCCAGGAGCUUCACCUGGGUGUUUUGGGAGGUCUGUGCAGUGGGAAGUCUGCUCUGGUCCACAGACACUUGACAGGAAGUUACCUUCAGCUGGAGAAUGCUGAGGGGCGCCAAUACAUUAAGGACGUCCUCGUUGAUGGACAGAGCCACCUGUUGAUAAUCAGAGAGGAGACAGAACUCCCGGGUGCUCAACUUGCAACUUGGUUGGAUGCCGUUAUCUUGGUCUUCAGUUUGGAAAAUGAGGCCAGCUUCCAGGAAGUUUACAGCAUCUACCACCAGCUGGCCGCCCACCGGCCCGUUUCUGAGAUACCUUUCAUAGUAGUUGGUACUCAGGAUAAGAUUAGCAGCACCAACCCCAGAGUAAUAGAUGAUACCAGGGCCAGGCAGCUCUGCUCAGAUGUGCGGCGCUGCACAUAUUAUGAAACCUGUGCAACGUACGGCCUCAAUGUGAACCGAGUCUUCACUGACGCUGCUCAGAAGAUCAUGGCAGCCAAGAAGCAAGCUGCUCUUCUGGCUUCCUGUAAAUCUCUCCCAAACUCUCCCAGUCACUCUGGAGGCUCCACCCCAGUGUCGGGUGUCUUUCCAGGACAGGCCAGUAACGGUGGUCAGAGCAGCGAUUACUCUUCAUCCCUUCCCUCAACUCCUGUGAUCAGUCACAAAGAAAUCGGCAAAACAGUGAGAGGGGAAAAGCAGGACAGUGCCACGCCUGGGUCCGUCCGCAGUGCCACCCGGAGACGCACCUCCAGAUUUGUGGGUCGGAGAGGUAGUGACUCAAACAGAAGGAGUGCAGACUGUAAGGGAGAUCUGGGAAGUGGACGCUCCAUUCCAACCAAACAGGGCAUCUUGCUAAAGCGCAGCGGGCACUCGCUCAACAAAGAGUGGAAGAAGAAGUAUGUCACACUGUCCAAUGAUGGCAUACUGUCCUAUCACUCCAGUGUCAAUGACUACAUGCUGAAUGCACCCGGCAAGGAGAUGGACUUGCUGCGAGUGGCGGUGAAGGUACCAGGAAAACGACCACCUCGUGCCGUACCUGCCUGCUGCCUUCCAGUCGGGCUCAACGGGCGCGUUAAAGACGCGCCGGGACCUGAGGGUGUCAACCCAGUCCCUGUAAGCGCCAGCAGCCUCCUGCAAGUGGAGGAAAUGGAAGGGCUGGGUGGGGCACUGUUUCUGAGGGGCAACCGAGGCGUGCAGCGAUGUCCUUCUACACUCUCCAACCACGCUCAAAGUGUUGACUCUGCAGUCGAAGGUGUGUCCAGCUCAUCGUCCACUAAAGACAUAGGUUCCUCAUCCCCGUUGACGGACAGGAAGAAGCAUCGCAGAAAGAAGAGCAUGAACCAGAAAGGAGAUGCAAACAUUGGACAGGCAGAUGCAAAGCGCAAAAUGUGGAAACUUAAAAGCUUUGGUAGCUUAAGAAACGUAAGCAAGACAGAUGAGGAUAACUUUGACUUCCUCAUCGUGUCGAGCACCGGCCAGACGUGGCACUUUGAAGCCCAGAGUGUGGAGGAGAGGGACUCCUGGGUCCAAGCUAUUGAGAGCCAGAUCCUGGCCAGCCUGCAGCUGUGUGAGAGCAGCAAAAAUAAGGCCCGCAAGAACAGCCAGAGCGAAGCAGUGGUUCUGCAGGCGAUCCGCAACGCAAAGGGAAACAACUUCUGUGUGGACUGUGAUGCUCCAAAUCCAACCUGGGCCAGUCUGAACCUCGGCGCUCUCAUAUGCAUCGAGUGUUCAGGGAUCCAUAGGAACUUGGGGACCCACCUGUCGCGUGUGCGCUCGCUAGACCUCGAUGAUCUGCCACGAGAGCUCACGCUGGUUCUCAGUGCCAUCGGCAACUACAUGGUCAACAGCAUAUGGGAGGCUCGCACGCUGGGCAGCCGUAAACCGGCACCUCAUGCUACACGUGAGGAACGGGAGUUGUGGAUAAGAGCCAAAUAUGAGCAGAAACGGUUUGUGGCACCGUUGCCCCCUCCCACUCCUGGCGAGGGCCCAGACAUCACACUAUCUGGCCGUCUUCUUCUGGCAGUGAUGGAGCACAACCUUCCCAAGCUGCUGCUCCUUUUGGCCCACUGCACUAAGGAGGACAUUAAUGCCCCUCUCAGCCUGGCGCUCUCCUGCAGGUCACUCUUAGCGCUGCGGCUGCCCGGCUCGGCCCUGCACGCCGCCUGUCAGCAGGCCGAUGUGGUGGUGACGCAGCUUCUUGUUUGGUAUGGCUGUGAUGUUCGGCACCGGGAUGUUCAGGGGCACACAGCUCUGGUUCUGGCUCGCAGUGCUGGCUGCCAGGAGUGUGUCGAUAUCUUACUCCAGUACGGAUGCCCAAAUGAACCGGCCUCCUCCUUGUCUGUCGGCAAGACAGUUGGUUUUGCAGCAGCUGCCCCACCCAGCUUCCCUGUUGCCAUGCCGCCGAGCCUGGCGGUUGCCACAACACUCAAGAUCUCGCAGCACAAGAGCAGCGGCGCCAGCUUGAGUUACAGCACCUCUAGAAGAGCUGUGUCAUAAUCGAAAUGUGGUGUGGUAAAGUGUGUGUGUUUUUGUGAAAGAGAGAGUGUGUCGCUUUGGCCUCAUACUGUCCUGUUCCUUCUGCAGGACUGUUGAACAUGUGGCCAGAUGUUGCACUCCCUGAGGUUUUAAAGAGUGUGUGUGUGUGUGUAUCUGGGAUGAAAACACACACUGGUAACAUCACAAGUAACAACACAUUAAGUCAGCUGGAACGAUUUAACCAAAACAAAAAGAAACAUUUUCCUGACACUUUUUACGUAAAAGAACAUGACAUUACAUCUAGAUGCCUCUGCGUUUGGAUUCGAUAGUAAUGUAUUGCACUGUAUACCAGCUGGUACGAUUCAUAUUUCAUCAUGCAGUCAAUAAUCAACUUAAUUCUCCACUCGGUUAAGAAUGGGAGUUUCGCCUUCGGCCUCAAACAACUUAUCUGAGCAUCAUAGGCCAACAACAUCAACACUAAACACAUUCACUCUUCUUAACUUUAUUUACAACAAAUGUCACUUUUAAAUUCAGAGUGCAUAUUUUGUUCAACACAGCCGGUCGUUCACUGCAUAAAUAAUGUAAUAAUACAGACUUUACAGUGGCUGAAAAACAGAGGCCGCUUUAAAGAUAAUCAAAAUAACUGUAUAGAAAUGCAUUGAUAAAGAUAUUAUAAUUCUGAAAGUUUUAAAGUGCUUUGUUUUCAAGAUUGUUAUUUGUACAGUUGGUUCUGUGUAAACAACUCAAAGGGUUACUCGUAGCUGUUCAGAUAUUUCCUGUACAGCGUCUUGGUUUGGUUUUUCUUUAAUAACCAGCAACGGAUUAACUCUGACAUCCAAGACUGAUUUCUAUGUUAUGUUGUUUGUAUCACUGUGUGUGACACGAACACUGUACAUGGCGUGUGCAUUAUGACUCCAGCAGCAGCUCAUCAUCAAGGCGAGUGUAAUACUAGAUGUGUAAAUGCCUUGAUUUUGAUUGAAUGUAUACAAAAACAGAUGGUUGGAGUUCUUUUUCUCGAGAUGUUUUCCUGGAUUAUACAGUUUUGGUGGACAGUCAGGGUGUUUUAGUUUUUAUUUAACUAAUAUUAUUCCUACUGUGGCUAAUAGAAAGUAUGGUUGAAUAGAUUAAAACUAGGUUCUGAAAGGUUCUGAUCUAUAAAACUGGGCCUUUGAAUGACUAUGAUUAUAUUUGUGAGUGGAUGGAAAUCAACAUGUAAUAGAGGAAUGUUGCCGAAUCUAGAAUGUAAAAAAAAGAGGCAUAAAACAACCCUACUGCAGUAUUGUAUGUAUUUUUGUGUUUAUCUGAAGACUCAACUGAGUGUACAUGUCUUUGAUGUAAGCAUCUCUCUCCAUUUGUAUUUUUUUACUCAUGCAAUGAUUCAUAGAGCAUUCAUUAUCAAUACACUAAGGCUACUGCCCAAGCUGUGGUGUUG